AUGACGGCGGUCGCAGUACAUCGUAAUGCGGAUCCUGCGCGCCAGCAACACCACAAUUCGACCGCCGCUACACUCGUCUCCUCCGGGCCCUCUGCGUCGCACCAGCAGCCACGAAAGGCUUCCCAACCGCCCACCCCCCACACAUCCUCCAGACCCGCACGCGACGGUGCCGCGCCAGCUGCCGUGAGCGCAAACGGGAGCUCUGCUGCCAUGCCGCCCAGCGCUGUGUCCAACGGCGUGCUACCGCUCAGAGCCUCGGCCAUGGCGAACGGCAGUGGCAGUGGCAGUGGCAACGGCCACUCCGACCGUGUCACGGAUGGCGACGAGGAGCUCUCCGGCGCUGACCGCCGCCCCUCGACCGCUCCCGGCAACAAGCAGCACCCGCAACUCACCCGCCUUCAAUCCUUCGACGACUCCGAUCGAGAGCAGAUCAAGCGGCGACCCAAGCCGCCGUUGCUGCGCUCCAAGAGCGAGCACAUCAUGCGCUUUGAAGAGCCUGAGCAUACAGAUGACGAGGUUUACGACGACUGGAGUGCGCGUCACGGCUUCGAGGACCAUUACCAGUCCGAAGACAUCAUUUCCCAGUUGGCCAACAACUGGUACAUGUACUAUACAGACAAGCGCCACGAGACGACCGGCCAGCCCAAAGCCCCCCUUUACGAAAUCGAGGACUGGCGGAUGAGAGAUCGACUGAAGACGGUCUCAGCAGCACUAGCAGUGUGCUUAAAUAUCGGCGUCGAGCCUCCCGACCAACUCAAGACUAAUCCAGGCGCAAAGCUUGAGGCUUGGACAGAUCCUUUCGGGCCCAAAGCACUGGAAGUCAUCGGCAAAUCCCUGCAGGUGCAGUAUGAGAACAUCUCGCUGCGUACUAGGUAUAAGCAGUACUUGGAUCCCUCCGUCGAAGAGACGAAGAAGUUCUGCAUGUCCCUGAGACGAAAUGCGAAAGAUGAAAGGGUACUGCUCCAUUACAACGGCCACGGCGUCCCAAAACCCACUGCGUCUGGUGAAAUCUGGGUGUUUAAUAAGAACUUCACCCAGUAUAUCCCCAUCUCGCUCUACGAUCUGCAACAUUGGUUACAGGCCCCGACGAUAUUCGUCUGGGAUUGCUCUGAGGCUGGCAAUAUUAUCAACAAUUACCAUAGAUUCGUUGACAAGCAUGAGGAUGAGGAGGCAUCACAGGCAGCGGCGGAUCCCAAUUACGAAAAGACCAAGUACCGCUCGUACCUUCAUCUGGCAGCCUGUGCGGUGAAAGAGAAUCUCCCGACAAACCCCAAUCUGCCUGCGGAUCUGUUCACCGCCUGCCUCACCACACCCAUGGAGAUGUCACUGUGGUUCUUCGUCUUGCAGAACCCUUUGAAGACCAGUCUCACCCCCGAGAGAGCCAAGAAGCUACCUGGCCGACUUCAAGAGAGAAGGACACCGCUUGGCGAGCUCAACUGGAUCUUCACUGCCAUCACCGACACCAUUGCGUGGACGUCGCUACCGCGGCAGCUCUUCAGAAAAUUCUUCAGGCAAGAUCUCAUGGUUGCCGCCCUCUUCCGCAACUUCAUUCUUGCACAGAGAAUCAUGAUCGUCUAUGGCUGCCAUCCCCAGUCCUACCCAGCGCUGCCAGACACUCACCAGCAUCCAUUGUGGGAGAGUUGGGAUCUCGCGGUAGACCUAGCUCUGGCUCAACUACCGAUGCUCGAGAAGAAAGAAAACGAGGGCAUCGAUUAUGAGUAUCAAAGUUCGACAUUCUUCACUGAGCAAUUAACGGCAUUCGAAGUCUACCUUGCACGGGGCGACGCCAACCUCCAGAAACCGCCGGAUCAACUGCCUGUCGUGCUUCAAGUCUUAUUAAGUCAGCAGCAUAGAGUCAGGGCCCUCAUCCUCCUUGGUAGAUUCUUGGACUUGGGACCGUGGGCUGUCCAGCUUGCUCUCAGCAUUGGGAUCUUUCCUUACGUGCUCAAGCUUCUACAGUCUGCGGCUGCUGAGCUCAAGCCUGUCAUGGUAUUCAUAUGGACCCGAAUCCUGGCCGUCGACAUCUCCUGUCAACCUGAUCUAAUUAAGGAUAGUGGGUACAACUACUUCGCUCAGAUCCUGCGGCCAACUGAGACGCUUCCUGUUGCCAACAGCGAUGAGCACAAGGCAAUGUGUGCCUUCGUUCUUUCAAUGCUGUGUAAAGGAUAUAAGUCUGGUCAGGUUGUGUGCAACCAGGUUGAUAUCAUGUCUUCAUGCCUGGUCCAUCUUAGAAACGAAGAUAAUGUCCUUUUGCGACAAUGGGCUUGCUUGUGCAUCAGUCAAUUAUGGCAAGACUUACCCGAGGCGAAGUGGAGAGGCAUCAGAGAGAACGCCCCCCUCAAACUAGCAUCUCUGGCCAAAGAUCCAUGCUGUGAGGUGCGCGCAGCAGUCGUUCAUGCUUUGACUACUUUCUUAGGAAUCCCCGACCUCACCGACGAGGUUGCUCGGAUCGAGGAAUCAGUAGCUUGGACGCUGCUCGACAUGGCAAACGACGGUAGUCCGCUUGUGCGCAAGGAGUUACUUGUCUUCCUGUCGCAGUUUGUGCUACGUUAUGAGAGCAAGUUCCUAGUGACUGCGUUCGAGCAGCUCGCAGAAGAGAAAGAAUACCUAAUUCACCCCCCGCAUGACGACGGGUCAGACCAAAAGAUGGGCUUACAUUAUGUUCAGCCUGAGAGUCGCAACCCCGAUGGCACAGUCAAGGCGACAGCUCAAGGAUUAUCGCACAACACCGUAUUUGCGGCUUGUUGGAAGCAUGUCUUGAUCCUGACGGUGGAUCCUCAUCCUGAGGUGCAAAGAGAUGCCACACUGGUUGUUGACUAUGUUCACAACGCACUAUUGACCUCACCCACGGGCAUCCAUGCUCAUGGACUUAUGGAAGAAAUCACGCGACGCACGAGAAAGACUAGAGGUCACAAAAAACAGGUCUCAAUGUCACGUAACAGCAUGAUCGGACCUGCCGCUGCAGCCUCUACAGCUCCAGAGCCUUCCCCAGGUCUGCUCAAACGGACGGCAAGUCUUCUCUUCCAAAUACCCAGCACCAUCUGGAGCACAGAGUCAAAUCCCGGGACGCCUUUGCCCUCACCAGGACUCACUCGCACUGGUUCACAGAGGGUCAAAUCGGCAGCGGAUUGGGCCGCUCCACCUGAGCAGAACGAUCUUGCUGCAGCUCCCUCGCAUUACCAUGUCGUUGAUGAGCCUGUCUCUGGCGAAUUCAAGGAGCGAAACUAUGAAAAACUGCCCUCAUUACCACUGAGGAGCACAUUCCUUGAUUGGUCGGUGGAGUAUUUCCGUGAGCCCCAGAUGAAGCCAACCGAGUCAGAAGAACCUGGAAGUACAGAGUACAACGAGCGUCUUUGGAGGAGAUCACGGAACGAGAAUAUUUUGCGAGAGACUCAGCCACAGAAGCAUUACGCUGGCACUCAUAGGUGGACAAACCAGCUUUGCAUCAUGAACAAUGGCGCUCAACCGUCCAAGAUGACUUUCCACCAAUUCGAGGACCAUCUUGCGGUUGCAGACGACGGCAAUACCGUCAAUAUUUGGGACUGGAAGAAACAGCAUCGUAUAGGUCGUUUCUCCAACGGGAACCCACCAGGCUCGAACAUCUGCGACAUGAAGUUCAUCAACGAGGAUGAUAAUGCAUUCCUGAUGACCGGAUCUUCCGAUGGUGUGCUGCGUGUCUACCGCAACUACGAAUUCGAAAAGUCCACCGAGCUCGCAGCUGCUUGGAGAGCACUGACACAUAUGGUACCGAGUAAUGUAAACUCUGGAAUGGUGUUCGACUGGCAGCAGGUCACUGGCAAGGUCCUUGUGGCUGGAGACGUACGAGUUAUCCGGGUCUGGGCCGCAGCCUAUGAAACCUGUAUCAUGGAUAUUCCUGCCCGUUCCGGCUCCUGUGUGACGUCGCUCACAUCGGAUCAAAUGACUGGUAAUGUCUUUGUCGCUGGAUUUGGUGACGGCGCAGUCAGGUGCUUUGACACCCGACUGAGACCUCAGGAGUCUAUGGUCAAGAAGUGGAAGGACGAUUCUGACCGUCAGUGGAUCAAGAGCGUCCACAUGCAGCGAGGCGGCCAGCGUGAACUGGUAUCAGCCAGCCGAAACGGCAAGGUCAAGCUCUGGGACAUUCGAAUGGAUAGCCCUUUGAAAGUGAUCCAGACAACUCGAGAUGGGCUUCGGACAGCUAGUACUCAUGAACACUUGCCUGUCUUCUCUGUUGGUACUUCGGCCCAUACGGUCAAGGUUUUCAACUUCGAUGGCCGCGAGCUCUCGCGCAUGGAGCCAUACUCCAGCUUCUUGCAGCAGAAUCGCGGCGCACCAAUCUCCAGCACAUCCUUCCACCCUCAUCGUAUGAUCCUUGGGUGUGCUGCCCGUGGGGAUCAUCAUAUCAACCUCUUCACGUGUGCUCAGGAAAAGCCUGAGGCAUACCUCAACUCCCUCUAA
Neoarthrinium moseri is the source of this 4437-nucleotide messenger RNA. RefSeq lists its product as uncharacterized. Gene Ontology annotation, molecular function: protein-macromolecule adaptor activity; protein binding. The coding region runs from base 1 to 4437 and encodes 1478 amino acids. Gene Ontology annotation, biological process: regulation of autophagy; positive regulation of protein serine/threonine kinase activity; cellular response to amino acid stimulus. Gene Ontology annotation, cellular component: TORC1 complex; cytoplasm. The transcript is spliced from 3 exons. NCBI's taxonomy places the organism in Eukaryota, Fungi, Ascomycota, Sordariomycetes, Amphisphaeriales, Apiosporaceae. The record is from RefSeq and is a predicted model, not a curated record.